Molecule: messenger RNA, 1482 nt
Organism: Aureobasidium namibiae CBS 147.97
Lineage: Eukaryota; Fungi; Ascomycota; Dothideomycetes; Dothideales; Saccotheciaceae
Exons: 6
Coding region: 1-1482 (493 amino acids)
Source: RefSeq, a predicted model, not a curated record
AUGGUGCGGGGCGGCAGCUCUCUCCCGAAGCAACGUACGCGACGUGCGAACCAAACUGCUCUGAUCAGUCAUCGUUCAUCCUAUCGGCCCGGGAGUUUAAAGGGCGGCGAUGACCUGGCGAGUAAUGUCACCAGGUUAUCACGAGCCAUUAAGCCAGCUAGUUCGGAUGCCAUACCCCAGAUCGUGUAUUACCACUAUGGAGUUGGAAGUCAAGGUGGCAUCGUGGAUAGAGUCUACGGAGGAGCUACAGGUCAAGGUCUAUCGGAAGCAGUUCGCGAAGGGUACAGCUACCUUGCGACAAAUUGGGAAGCUGGCGAUGAGAUCUUCUUGUUUGGCUUCAGUCGCGGAGCCUUCACUGCACGUGCUAUAGCCGGACUCAUCGACAAUAUUGGCAUGUUGACCAAGGAUGGUCUGCCGUAUCUCGCAGAAAUCUUCCGCGAUGUACAACAUCGACAUGAUUCAGAUUACAAACCGAAGAACCCAAACAAGCCAUUCAAGAACAAACCCAGUGUCAUGGAUCCACGGUAUCGACACGAGCUUGAGAGAAGAGGUAUGACGAGACUCGAGGUACCGAUCAAAGUCGUUGGCGUGUGGGAUACUGUUGGCUCGCUGGGCACACCGAGGAUCGGCUGGCUUGAGAAGUUGGGAAUCCAGAGCUCGGCCAGUAAGCGCAUGUCAUUCUAUGAUACGAGGUUGUCCGACUGUGUUGAAUAUGCAUUCCAAGCUCUGGCUCUGGACGAACGCCGAUCUGCCUUUGCACCAGCUCUUUGGGAGAAAAAGCCCGGCAACACAACUGUGCUUCGGCAGGUUUGGUUCCCAGGUGUACAUUCCAACAUUGGCGGAGGUCUCGAUGACCAGGAACUUGCCAACAUUACUCUGGCCUGGAUGAUGUCGCAGGUGACGCCUUUUCUCGAUAUGGACCUGGAUUACGCAUUAGAUCAGCAAGACGACACUGAGAACUACUACAAGGAGACGAAACAAAAACCACGGCCUUGGUCAUUUGGAAAAAUAGUUGAUUCAAUGACUGGCAUAUAUGCGUUGGGUGGCGCAACGACACGAACGCCAGGACGAUACUAUGUCGUGGAUCCCACUGAUGGCCGCAAGACAGAUGUACCACUGCAGUCAACGCACGAGUAUAUGCACCCUUCAGUACGCACUCGCUUCCGCCUCAAAGGCCCUGGCGUAGAUGACGAAGGUCUAUACGAACCCAAAGCCCUGAAGGACUGGAGACUAUUCGUGGAUUACGAAGGAGAAAAAGGUAAAGGCGGCCGACCGAAUGUAUUCUGGAAACUGCGCACGUCUGAGCGAAACGUCACUACCAGGACUAUACCGGAAGCACCGCUGUUGCCAUUGGAGCGAGAGUUGCUAGAGAUGGAUCCUGAGAUGGAAGAGUUUGUCUACAGACCCGCCCCAACUGCGAGAAAUAGCGUGCGACGUGCGCGUGCAUCUAGUCGGAAUCGCAGUCAGAGUCGUAGGCGAUAA